This is a messenger RNA of Cynocephalus volans (Philippine flying lemur), 399 nucleotides long. RefSeq names its product fatty acid binding protein 7 (gene FABP7). Bases 1 to 399 code for a protein of 132 amino acids. NCBI's taxonomy places the organism in Eukaryota, Metazoa, Chordata, Mammalia, Dermoptera, Cynocephalidae. Gene Ontology annotation, molecular function: fatty acid binding. Gene Ontology annotation, biological process: fatty acid transport. The transcript has 4 exons. Gene Ontology annotation, cellular component: nucleus; cytosol. The record is from RefSeq and is a predicted model, not a curated record.
AUGGUAGAGGCUUUCUGUGCUACCUGGAAGCUGACGGACAGUCAGAACUUUGAUGAAUACAUGAAGGCUCUAGGUGUGGGCUUUGCCACUAGGCAGGUGGGAAAUGUGACCAAACCAACUGUAAUUAUAAGUCAGGAAGGGGACAAAGUGGUGAUCAGGACUCAAAGCACAUUCAAGAACACAGAGAUUAGUUUUCAUCUGGGAGAAGAGUUUGAUGAAACCACUGCAGAUGACAGAAACUGUAAGUCUGUCAUUAGCCUGGAUGGAGACAAACUUGUUCAUGUACAGAAAUGGGAUGGCAAAGAAACAAAUUUUGUAAGAGAAAUUAAGGAUGGCAAAAUGGUUAUGACUCUUACUUUUGGUGAUGUGGUUGCUGUUCGCCACUAUGAGAAGGCAUAG